Molecule: messenger RNA, 1896 nt
Organism: Rhinichthys klamathensis goyatoka
Lineage: Eukaryota; Metazoa; Chordata; Actinopteri; Cypriniformes; Leuciscidae
Exons: 13
Coding region: 124-1884 (586 amino acids)
Molecular function (GO): ubiquitin-protein transferase activity
Source: RefSeq, a predicted model, not a curated record
UUCCCAGGAUUUUUUAAGCGGGGGUCCAAAAGGCGUUUACCCAGCUGUAGUAAACCAGCCAAGUUCAUCAAAGCUUGGAAACCAUUUGUGUUUUCAGCGUUUCUUUUAAAUAAAAAUUUAGAAAUGACCCCUUCAUCAGCGGAGGAGCUGCAACUCAUGCAGGCUGGACUGGGGAAACGAAAUCUGUCAAUGACUGAUGAUUUGACUCAUUCAGAGGUUUCCAGCUUGUUUUGUGAUACCUACCCCAAAAUGAAGUCAGCAUCUGGAGGAUGGCUUCUCUACAAGGCAUCUGGUGGACAGGGAAGGCGGCGUCUGAAUCUUGUUCCCCCGGAGUCGGAAGGAUACAGUGGCAGUACCAUCAGAUGUGCAACUGGAGGGGGGAAAACCAUGCUGUAUAUUGUACCUUUACAGGAUGAGUUCGAUCUUUCUCCUCUUCCCUCCGAUGCACAGGAAUUUUCGCUAAUGCCAAAAGCAGAAUGCAAGAAAUGUUUUAAAAUGAUGCCACUUCAAAUUCUUGCCCUGCAUGUGAGGGAAUGCGAUACUCUGGAAUAUGAGACACUCUCAGAUUCGGAACCAGAGGUACCUGAUUCACCUCCAGCCUUCGAGGAAAAGUCGACAGAUGCAAAGUGUCCUGUGUGCAUGAAAACGUUUCCUCUGAUGGAAUUGGAGCUCCAUGCAAGUGUUUGUGGUGACUUGGAAAGUUCAGAGUCCCUUCAAACAAGGAGCCCUGAUAUAAUGAAGCCACAAAAUGAAGAGAUGUCAUGUGAGGAGGAUGUCCUACGAUGGCUAGCUGCUCAAGUUGACACCUCCAAGGGAUUCAGCAUCUGUGUGUCCAGAAUGAACCUUGUGGAACGAGGUCUGUUACUUUGGAGGCGACAAAAGAUCAGCUCCCCAGUCAACACUUUAAAGAUUACUUUCUUAGGAGAGGCUGGAGUUGACACAGGUGCUCUACGAAAAGAAUUCCUGACAGAACUGAUUGGUGGCAUAGAGACCAGACUCUUCGAAGGAGAGGAGGGCAAAGGCAAAAUGCCAAAAUAUUCAUUGAAUGAUCUUGACAAUGGCCUGUUUCGAGUUGCUGGGGAGGUCUUUGCUGUUAGCCUUGCACAGGGUGGCCCAGCUCCAAGAUUUCUUCAGGACUGGUGUUAUGAUUUUCUGUUGAGUGGAACCCUUGAAAACGCUACCAAGGAUAACGUUUACGAUGCUGAGUUUUCACCACUGAUUAAAAUGAUCGAGGAGGCCUCAGACUUGUCAUCUUACAGUGAACAGAUUGUCAACUGUGGCUACACGGGGCCUAUAAAUGAGGACAACAAGGAGAAUAUAACAAGAGCGAUUGUAAUGCAUGCUGCUGCUCGGAGAACACUCAUGCUUCAGCAGCUCCGUGAAGGUUUACAGCUUUACUGUUUAAUUGACACUAUGGAGAAGAACAGGGAAGUGUGCCGCAGCCUCUUUGUUAUGCAAGGUGGUAAUGAUAAGGUGGACUCUCAUUACAUUGUAUCCCAUCUUGUUCCACAAAUGAGUGAGAGUGGCACUCUAAAACAUAUCAAAGAGGUUCAAAUACUGAAUCACUUCCAGGAUUUUCUGAUGGAGCUCGAAGAUGGAGAUGCUCAGGAUGAGGCAGCACUCUCUGUCCCUCAGGUGAUGCAGUGGCUGACUGGUCAAGCGCAUAGGCACCUGCUUCUGUCAGAGAGAGAGGCCUUUAAAAUCACUGUUCAGUUUGACCACACUUGUAUGCAACGACUGCCAAGCCACACACUUUGCUAUCCAAUCAUCAGUGCAUGCACCCAAACCAUUACAUUUCCCACUGCACAUCUGUCAAAUUGUGAUGAAUUUAAAGAAAUAAUGAAAACAGCUGUGCAACAUGGAGGUUGCUUUUUUAGGGUGUAGAUUUAAAAAUUA